This is a messenger RNA of Microplitis demolitor, 1909 nucleotides long. Its product is annotated as Kv channel-interacting protein 2. NCBI's taxonomy places the organism in Eukaryota, Metazoa, Arthropoda, Insecta, Hymenoptera, Braconidae. Gene Ontology annotation, molecular function: calcium ion binding. The record is from RefSeq and is a predicted model, not a curated record. Bases 380 to 1006 code for a protein of 208 amino acids. The transcript has 5 exons.
CAAUAAAGUACCUACUAAUUUAUUGAAUUAAUGAAUAUGACUAAGCAAAGAUGCUAGAACAAAUGUGUUCAUUGGUCGUGAAAAGAUAAUAUUAAAUUAUGCUAUCGUCUAUUAUAUGUAGAAAAAGAAAAUUUUAUUGUAAUAUUGUACGUCAUAUUUUUAUUUCUUUGGAUGAAUUUUUAUUUAUUAUGAUAUUCAAUUAAGAAAUUCAUAAGUAGCAUUAUUGUAUAUUUUAGACUAAAAUUAUUUAGAAUUUAUAUCAUCAUAGAGAUGAGGAUUAUGCAUUUAUAGAAAAAUAUUAAAAUGCUACAUUUAGAUUCUUGACUUAGAAUUUAAAAAAGGAAUCUGUAAAAAAGAAAAAAAAAACAACAUUUAAAGUAUGGCAACACCACCAGAUUCACCGGGCCCAGAGGAGGCUCUUUUUGAGUUUGAAAGUUCACGAGCUAGACAUCAAGCCUCUCGACCAGUGGCUAUCGAAGAGCUUCUCAGGCAAACAAAGUUUUCGAGGCAGGAGAUAUGUGUGAUGUAUCGUGGCUUCAAACAGGAAUGCCCUGAGGGCGUUGUUCAAGAAGAGUCAUUCAAAGACAUUUAUGCCAAGUUCUUUCCACACGGAAAUUCUGCCCUUUAUGCCCACUACGUGUUCAAAGCUUUCGACGUUAACUGUAACGGGGCCAUCAGCUUUAGGGACCUCCUUGUAACUCUUUCAACGUUACUACGAGGUAGCAUUUACGAAAAACUGAGGUGGACAUUUAAACUCUAUGAUAUAAACGGUGAUGGAUGUAUAACUAGGGGUGAACUGGGAGAAGUUGUGACGGCUGUGCAUGAACUUAUGGGUCGAAAACAUCCUGCAGAAGAAGAACGAAAAGCAAAAGAACAAUUAGAUAGAGUAUUUGAAAAACUCGAUCUAAAUCAUGAUGGUGUAAUUACGAUAGAAGAGUUUAUCGAAAGCUGCCUUAGAGACGAAGUGAUCACACGGUCUCUUGCAAUGUUUGACUGUGAACUCUGAUCUCCGGCUAACUUAAAUCUUUUAAGAUCAACUGAUCAACAACCAUUAUCAUCGUUUUCAUUAUUAUCAUCAUCAUCACCCGACGUGUUCACUUUUAAAUUUAAAAUUGGCACCAUUCCGUUACUCUCAUCUAAUAAAAACAGUUGCCGAUUCAAUCCAUGUAUAUUCAUGUUCACUUUGAAUACUACCAAGUUAUAUAUUUCUGUUUUGAAGAUCAAAAGUCUUAAUUGAUUAUAAUUGUCAAUUAUUAAUAACACCCCGCGUCGAAUAAUUAUUUUUUUGUUAUUUUUUAGUUAAAAUAUAGUAAAUAUUUACUCUAAAGUACAUAGGAAAUUUAAAAAUCAAAUAAUAUGAAUAGAAUAAUUUAAAAAAUAUAAUUCAGGGAGAGCGGUGCAAGGUCACCCUCCAUACUAGGGCGAGACGGAACUACCCGCCAUAAGUAAAAAAUUUUUUUGUUACCGUUAAUUAUUAAUCGUUAUAAAAACGAUUUAAGAAAGAAUAAAAGUUUAUUAGUAUGAGAGUAAUAUGAAGUAAGUAUGUAAUAGUUACUAAAAAGAAAAAAAUAUUUUAAAAUUAUUAUAAAUCAUGAUAAAUUCUUUGAUUUUUUUUUUACGAAAAAAAGAAUUUAUCGUGAAAAUUAUUGUAUAGUUAUGUAUGAACCACUCUGCUGUGACAAGUAUUGCCCGUGUAAAUAAAAUUAUUCGUAGUGAAUUUAUGAGACAUUCUGCAAAGUUGUAAGUGAACACGCGAUGUUUUAUUAAUAUAUGUGUGACAUACGAGCUACAAGUUACAUAACAAAUUUUACUUACAUUUUAUAUAAUUAGUUGAUAUAAACAUCCAAUGUCAUAUUUUACAUUUUAGUUAAAAUCUAAAAUUACUGUUACAAAUAAUAUUUUACAAUUA